Lactuca saligna is the source of this 1116-nucleotide messenger RNA. NCBI's taxonomy places the organism in Eukaryota, Viridiplantae, Streptophyta, Magnoliopsida, Asterales, Asteraceae. The record is from the annotation of a GenBank genome assembly.
AUGCAUCGAGCUCCACAACUGCCAUCGACGGCUGCUAGGGUUUCGAUCUUUGCCUCCACCGUGGCUGAGAUAUGGAGAUCAUCAAGCUCUACCAUUGGAAUCGAAUCCGGCAUGAAGGAAAUCUGGGUUUCUUCCAGAUCCAGCGAAAGAGAAGAGAUAGUGGAGAUGGAGGGCAGCGAAAGCGAGGUGAUUUUUGAUUCCUUAAACCUCAACCCGCAGCUAUUCCUCAACGCCGCCCUAAACAUCGUCGACGAAUUGAUCGCGAGCGCCUUCGAGCAUCUUCAUCAGGAGGCUUCAGCUCAACUCAAGGUCGAUGCUUCAGAUAGGGCUGAAGAUUUAACCAAGGGCUUGGAUUACAUCCGAAAAGCAAUUCAAUCUUCAUUGGACAAGCGAUUGACUAUGUGGGAGAAGUACUGUUUUCUUCGCUUAUUUGUGGUUCCAGAAGGAUUUUCACUGCCCAAAGAUGAUGAGGCAUCUGUUGGUGAUAUAAUGGAUGUUGAUGUUGUUGGACUUGGUAUCCCUGAUCUUGACUCCCAGUUGGUGUCCUUGAGAACAAAACUUACUUCGGCUGAACAGGAGUCUGUUCAAUUGAAGAGAGAGAUUCAAGCAUUGGAAAGACAAUCUUCCAUUAACAACAAUCAAGCAACUGCCAUAAGUGAACUAACAAAGCUAUCUGACCAAAUUUCUGAAAAUGUUGCAUUCCAAGAGCUGCAAAAACUUGCAGCAGAAUUACACACAAAAGUGGAGAAGUUAAAGACUGAAAGAGAGGAUGAAACUCAAAGUGCUAGGUUCCAGAAAUUGCAUUUAUGGAAUGAAGAUUUAUUAAAGAUAAUUGGUGGAAAUGGCCUUUCCAAUGCAAAGCCAGAAGAAGUUGAAGGAUUUCUUGCAGGUUUCAACACUCGUUGAACUUCUACAAACCUGUUAAAGCCAAGCAAGAAUUCUUCUCUUUGCUUAUAUGUGUAUUAAAUGAAUCAAAUAUUAAAAAAAAAAACAUCAAGAACUGCAUAUGAAUUUGGUGCUUUUAGAAUGACCAUGAUUCAGUUAUAAUGUUUCUUCCUCACUCCCCAACACCACCACUAUGUCUGUUUCAUGUUGUAGUAAACUAGUAAAUGAUAA